AUGUUCGAAGCGAACAUAACACACCAACGCCGGCAAAACAAACGCGCCUUAAAGCGACUCGAGGCGCUUUAUUGUGACAAACGAAAAACGAAACGUGUGUUUUUCAUUGACGACACGGGCACACUGAUAAAGCGCAGACAUAAAUACAAAACACGUUUGCCUUUAAUCGUGACUGAACGGUGCUUUAUUGAAAUGGAAUGUGCUCUAAAUUUCAUCAGUCGUAAUCAAGCGGUCGCUCGCUGGAUGAAAACAUUACACUAUGCUAACAAUCAAUUAUUUAUGCUAAAUUGUUGUCUGAAUGUGUCUGUCUGUACUCAUUCGUGUACAAUUUCUAGAUUUACAUUCAUCGUUUCGAAGUUUGCGAAUAAUAUAUUUAAUUAUGUUAUUUUCAGUUCGCUUCAAGUUCAAAGGAUGAAAAAAAUCCAUCUCUGUAA
This is a messenger RNA of Cinara cedri, 434 nucleotides long. Lineage: Eukaryota; Metazoa; Arthropoda; Insecta; Hemiptera; Aphididae. The record is from the annotation of a GenBank genome assembly.